GGAGCAUAUGUGAUAUCAUUAUUUAUUUGUUUAUCACUUUCCUUUCCACACAGGCAACGCUAUACAACUGGGGUCAGUCAACACUGACGAAGCCCUUACCUACAUCUCGGAGCAGUUCAUGGUUACAAAGGGAGAAUGGGAACUCGUCAAAAUGGACAUUUUUUCAUUUAAUUAUUCCAAAACAACUCAUGAUAAACAGAAACUAACAUACAAGGUCAUAAUCUCAAGGAAGCCGAUGCUUUAUGUGAUUAAUUUAAUCAUUCCCCUGCUCUAUUUUCUGGUCCUGGAUUUGGCCUCCUUCUUCAUCAGUGAAGCCAGAGGUGAAAAGCUGGGCUUCAAAGGGACGUUACUUCUGUCCAUCUCCGUCAUGCUGCUGAUUCUUAAGGACAUUUUGCCCUCCACUGAAAAUAAGCUGCCAUGGAUUGCCAGCUACUGCCUUGCGAUCUUCACCAUUGUGGGGUUAAGCGUCCUGGAGGCCAUGCUGGUGGGCUACCUAUACGACCUCGAUGGUUGCUGCUCUAUGAUGGCUCAAAGCCCUGCUGACGCCCAAAUGGAUAUCCUAGUGGAAGACGAAAAUCACAAAGAGCCUGCUGGAGCAAAAGAGAUUCCUGAGAAAAGUUCCCUUCCUCUGGAUGGGCUCAAUUGUUGUGACCUGCUGAAACUGAUGAAGGUGAAUGCAGCUCGACAGGAAGUUGAAGAACAAGACCAGAGAAAGCCGGGACGCUACAGAAGAGCGGCUGUAAUCAUAGACAGUGUUUACUUUGCCCUCUAUUUUUUAACUGAUUUCGUUUUUUUGAUAUACAUGAAUGCAGAAUGGUUUUCAGCGAUAUAUACAUAAUGAUAAGAAGUAGUUGAUGUGUGCAUAAUCUGCCAUUGCAUGCUCUUGAAUCUGACUUUAAAGAUUUUUUUGAACUUAUAUUAUUAUCACCAUUUCGAACCUUUAAAUGAUUGAACUUCAAUGUUGGUGCUCUUUAAAUAUACUACUUUUUAGUCUUUUUUUAAGUGGUGCAAUGAACCAGUUAAGUUUUUCAGACAUCAACUUACAGCCUAUAUUCAAAAUAUCGACUGUGAAAAUGAUAGUAUGUACAGCAUCUGAAUUCAUAUGAAUAGUGAACUAUGUGUUACUUAACUAAAAUGUAACUACAUUUUGUAGAAGCUUGCUGGUAGUUCAACCACAUUCUUAUUCAGAGAGCGAUUCAAGAAGUGGUUAAGGUGUGGGUCAUUUUGAUAACCUUGGCAGCACGGAGGGCCAUGUUUGCACACAUAUUGGUGUUGUCAUAUAAUGUUUAGUGGUGCUUUACAACUUUUGCUGAAACUUUUCUGCCAUGUAUGUAUAACUGUUUUUUAAAACAAUACAUGCUCCCAUUGUUUGAUUUGAAUCAUCAAGCUGCAUCAAGCAAAUGAUAAUGCUUACAGGUAUAACUCCAUUUAAUCACCAAUAUAAACUGUGCUACAAUUCAAUAUACUUUUUUGGUAUGAUCGUAAAAAUAAAAAA
Molecule: messenger RNA, 1495 nt
Organism: Notothenia coriiceps (black rockcod)
Lineage: Eukaryota; Metazoa; Chordata; Actinopteri; Perciformes; Nototheniidae
Product: 5-hydroxytryptamine receptor 3A-like
Exons: 4
Coding region: 119-838 (239 amino acids)
Biological process (GO): monoatomic ion transmembrane transport
Cellular component (GO): membrane
Molecular function (GO): transmembrane signaling receptor activity; monoatomic ion channel activity
Source: RefSeq, a predicted model, not a curated record